AUGACGUCCUCAGCCGACACGUCGAUGUAUUCUGACAUGUCAGUGUCAGACAUGUCAAACCUAUCAAUAAGCUGCAGACCUAAGAGGAAAAUUAGACCUCCAAAACAAGACUUAGACCAUGCUGUAUUAAUAUCUCUUGUGGAACAGUACCCUGUCCUUUGGGAUUUCGAAUUUCCUGGGUACCACAAUCUGGAUAUGCGUAAUGAGGCAUGGGAUGAAAUUGCGAAAAGAUUUCAUUCUACCACUGGACAGGAUUGCCUAAAGUUGUGGACGACAAUUAGGAAGCACCUCUAUCAAAAUGAAGAAAGGCAUAGGAAGGCCACUGCAUCUGGAUCAAAAGCCACCCGUCACAAGCCUUAUGUGUAUGCCAAGCAAUUGUCAUUUCUCAAGAAACUGCGAAAUGAACAGGAUGAAAUAACGGAAGGGAAUGGUCGUUCUGCUCUUGAUCAGCACUUAUCCGAACCCUUGUACACAUCUUCCCCUUUGAAAACUCCAAAGCAGGAACUUCAAAGUACCCUCGUUACACCUUCACCCAAAAAAACUAAAAAGAGAGGAAAUAAGGAGUUCAAGGUAAUGCCAACAAUCGAAGAGACAGAUGAUGAAUGCAAUGCUGAUGAUAAUGGUCUUCUAAGUCCAAAAAAGGCAAGAAAAAUUAAGAGGCAGAAAGAACUACUUGCUAAAAGAGAAGCCCAGACUGCUGCCAUCAAAGCCCAAGUCCUCAAGGCACAAUCGGAGAGACUAUUGCAGCGGCAGAAAACAGCAUCCGAAGAAACAGUGACAGUGAAGAGGGAGCAGGGACAAUUAGAGAAGCUGCAGCAUUAUGCAGCAUCUCAAGAUGUGGAUGAUACAUUUACAUACUUUUGUAUGUCUCUGGUUGAUCCAUUGAGGGCAUUACCUCUGAACAUCUCUAAAGGGCUCCGGGUAUCAAUUUUAAAACAAAUCUUUGAGGCAGCAGAGGAUAAAGAGGACCAAGCACGGGAUUGUGUGACAUUCAGAAAGUCUUGGGCUAAGAUAACAGAAGAAAUGCAGUAUGAAAUUGAAUCCUGCCUUAAUGGCCCUGAUGACCUGAAAAUCAUCCGAAAAGAGUACACAAACGAUUUGAGGCUGUUGGAUCUAAAAACUCUCCGACCUGGAGUAUGGAUCACUGACACGGUCAUCAACCAGUACUUCAGACUUGUGGCUGCUGAGUGCCAAACAAUGUACCCGUUCAGCACCCAUUUCCUUACAAAAUUGGCUGGGAUCAAAAAUGAGGAAGAUCAAAGUCACUUGAAGUGGACCAAUUCAGUUGAUAUUUUCUCAUUUGAAAAGCUUCUUAUCCCCAUUCAUACCAACCAAGGAACUCAUUGGGUCUUGUUAGUGGUAGACAUAAUGUCUGCCUCUUUGAGAUACUACGACAGCAUGAAUGAAGAAAAUGACUUGUACCCACAACUCAUUCGGGAGUAUCUGAAUCUCGAAUACAAAACCAAGCAAGGUGUAGAAUUGAACUGUGCUUGGCCUGUUGAACAAAUGAAGGUUACACCCCAGUUGAAUGGGUCUGACUGUGGGAUUUUCGUUUGCCUUUUCGGGGAGUAA
Molecule: messenger RNA, 1572 nt
Organism: Frankliniella occidentalis (western flower thrips)
Lineage: Eukaryota; Metazoa; Arthropoda; Insecta; Thysanoptera; Thripidae
Exons: 9
Coding region: 1-1572 (523 amino acids)
Biological process (GO): protein desumoylation
Cellular component (GO): nucleus
Molecular function (GO): deSUMOylase activity
Source: RefSeq, a predicted model, not a curated record